UAACACUGAAGAAUCAUGAGGGCUUAUAUUUUGUGUGCUCUGUUAGUAGCAACUGUUGCAGGACUACCUGAACAGAGGAUUAUUGGUGGCGUUGAAGCAGACAUCUCAUCCUACCCUUAUGCAGCUGUGCUUCUGCGCUACAACUCCAACACCGGCUCAUACGAACAACAAUGUGGCGGCGCUAUCAUUAACAACAGAUCGAUUCUUACUUCUGUUAACUGCGUUAUAAACGAUUCACCUCAGAUAUGGAGCGCUCGACUUGGGUCGUCGUUGGCCAAUAGCGGAGGAGUCCUUUACACAGCUGGAUCCUUCAUCAUUCACCCGCAAUACACUGUGUACAAUAGCGAUAACGAUGUUGCCAUCCUGAGAACUCAAGGUUUUAUUACCUACGGCUCAAAUAUUAGAAACAUUGGUAUUGCCGGUUCCGGAUAUAUUCUCAACGACAACACUCUAGUAACUCUUGUUGGAUGGGGAGCUAUAGGGUACGAACAAGAAAAAUCAAACCAGCUACUCAAGGCCGAUUUGAGGAUCAUUAACCAUACGACUUGCAGACAAAACUAUAACAUCAUUUCUAUGGAAGUGACAGAGAAUAUGAUGUGCGCUGGCAACCCUAGCGGUGGUAUCGACUUCUGCGAAGGAGACGUCGGCAACGCUUUGGUUCACAACAACGUGCUGAUUGGCGUCGCAUCUUGGCGCACCGCUAUCUGUGGCUUAGCUGAUUACCCUGGCGUUUAUACCAGUGUUAAUAAAUACACUUCCUGGAUCCAAUCCAAUGCAUAA
This is a messenger RNA of Colias croceus (clouded yellow), 780 nucleotides long. RefSeq names its product trypsin CFT-1-like. The coding region runs from base 16 to 780 and encodes 254 amino acids. The record is from RefSeq and is a predicted model, not a curated record. Gene Ontology annotation, molecular function: serine-type endopeptidase activity. The transcript is spliced from 4 exons. NCBI's taxonomy places the organism in Eukaryota, Metazoa, Arthropoda, Insecta, Lepidoptera, Pieridae. Gene Ontology annotation, biological process: proteolysis.